GGAUGGAAAUAUUCUGAAAAUUUUAAAAAAUGGAUGGAAAUGCAUGAAUUUCCAAUCAAAACAGAGUAUUCCAGUAAGCAAUCCAGCACGAAAACAAGUACCAUGUGCCGCUGGCUUAAUUUACUACAGUAUGCACCAGCUCAGACUAGUUCAGCUAAAAAGAACAAGACAAAGGCCUGUAUUCUGAAUCCUCUUUUAUCUAUAAAAGUGCCUCUAAAAGAGGCUUAGGAGCCAUCUAAUUGACUGAGAGGCUACAUUUAAGGCACUUUUAUCGAUAAAAGAGGAUUCAGAAUAUGGACCUAUUUGUACGAUUCAGCUUUGUCGUACGCGCGUGCGCAACUUGUGUUGUAUCUUGUCGUGUGUCAACGUCACUUUUACGCUUCCGUUUCUUUUUUUAUGUGUAAAUUUUGGGAGCUCCGGUAAUUAUGAAUUAAUGAGGCUGUAGUAGCUGGUAGUUGCAAUAAUGGCUGAGUACCAAGGAUCUGGUUCCUACUGCGGGACAACAGGAGUUGGCAGUGAUUCUGAAGUCAUGGCAGAAUUGGCGGCUCUCUUACGUCAUGAGAUUCCAGAGGGAAGGAAUAAUCUGGCUGAUAGUCACACAAACUUGGAAAGAGUAGCAGAAUACUGCGAAGCAAACUAUUUUCAGGCUGAGAACAAAAGAAUUGCUCUGGAAGAAACAAAAAAUUAUACCACUCAGUCCUUAGCCAGUGUUGCAUAUCAGAUAAAUACUUUGGCUUAUAAUUUUCUCCAAUUGCUGGAUUUGCAAACAUCUCAGCUUGCUGAAAUGGAGAGUCAGAUGAAUCACAUCGCUCAGACCGUUAUGAUACACAAGGAAAAGGUUGCAAGGAGAGAGAUUGGUGUGUUGACUGCUAACAAAGUAGCAACUCGCCAGUACAAGAUUAUCGCACCUGCAAAUCCAGAGAAGCCAAUCAAAUAUGUCAGGAAGAGCAUUGAUUAUACAAUUUUAGAUGAUAUUGGCCAUGGAGUACGUAGCUGUGGCACCCCACGCAGCAAGCAGCGUGGAGGUAGUCAAGGCAGUGUUCAGAGUUUAGGUGCUACUUCCACAGGCUCAGGAUUAGGUGCUGCUAUGGUAGGACCUGCUCCUACCACCAAACCACCCACACCGCCUCAAACAGUGAGAACUGGAACGUUGAGUAAAGGAUCGCGCGAAUAUAGGACUCCACCAGCGGUAGCCCCACCCCAAGUUCCUAGUCAUUACGCGCCCAAUUAUCCGCUCGGCCACCCCCGGCGAGAUCGCGGCCCGGGAUACAGCACACUACCGUUGCAUGCUCACAACACGUCCCACACGGCUCAUAACGCUAAUCAUAAUGCGCAUACCGGUACCAUCGGUCAACACGGCACUAUGCCGCAAGUGGGGACGGUGCAUCCUCUGCAGAGUCACCCGCAGACGCCGCCGCCGGCACCGCCUAGCGUCACAGCUGGAUACGUGCAAGAGCAACAUAAUAGUAUGCCACCACCUCCUUCACCCUUAGUUGGACUAAGCGGCGAUAUGACGGAGUAUAGCGGACAUCAUACUCUACCACAUAGAUUAUCGCAUCAAAUCAGCCGUAGUAGUGGCGCGAGUAGUCCUCCUUUGCCGCCACCACCUCCUCCUGAACAGGAGGAGCAUCCACAAUUUGGCAGACCGACUCCGUCCUCUGGUGCUAUAAUGCCGAUUGUGCCAGAUGAGGAGGAUUUACCCGGUUGGGUUCCAAAGAAUUACAUUGAAAAAGUGGUGGCUAUUUACGACUACUACGCGGAUAAGGAAGACGAGUUAAGUUUCCAAGAAAGUUCUGUGAUCUAUGUGCUAAAGAAAAAUGACGACGGAUGGUGGGAAGGAGUGAUGGACGGAAUAACUGGAUUAUUUCCGGGAAAUUACGUCGAACCAUGCGUAUAACUGCUCGCAAUAACUGGAUAUAUCAAAAUAACGAUAGGAUAAUCGGAAGACUGCAAUUUUUCAGCGCGUUUGCCGUACAUAUACAUAUAUACAUGCAUUUCAUCACAUUAAUCACUAAUAUCUCAAUUAUAACCAACAGUUAUUCCUUAUUUUAUGUUUCCUUUGGGGAGAAAAAGUAUUAGAAUGUCCACAUUUAUGAGAAAAUGACCAUUUGAGGCUUAUUAAGUACGCUCAUUAAAGACACGAAUCUUAUUUUAUAGAUUUAUAAUUUAUUGAUAAUUAUAAAAGAAAGAAUUUAUACAUUAAAUAAGUAUUAAUGCUAUAUAUAGCAGUAUAUGAGCUUUAUAACGCUCUGAAUAUUUACGUUAUCAGCAAUUGUUCGCAUGCAAUACAGGACUCAAAACAUCACAGACUUCUUUCAUAAAUUAUUACAGAUUCUAUGUCAUCCAUAGCUUAUCCUGCUCUCUAUGACGAUUGUCACCGCGCCUAUAAUCGUGCGAAAUGCCGGGAUGUCGGAAAUUAUACCGAUUGUACGACGUUAUAGUAUGAAGAGAAAAAGCAUAGCAUUCGGUUAUAUAUUAUAGCAACAAAAAGUUUCAAACAUUAAGCGAGUUUCAAAUCAAACUGGAAAAAUUAAAUUUUUAUAUUAAUGCGUGUAAGAAAAUGUAUUUUUAUGCAUUUUAGUGUUAGAUAUUGACUCGCACAUAAGUUGCGAAACUCCAUAUAUAUGUAUUUGUACGCGUACAUAUAUAUCUAUGUAUAUGUUGCAAUAGACGUCUUUUAUCUCUCA
Molecule: messenger RNA, 2687 nt
Organism: Odontomachus brunneus
Lineage: Eukaryota; Metazoa; Arthropoda; Insecta; Hymenoptera; Formicidae
Gene: Abi
Product: abl interactor 2
Exons: 5
Coding region: 464-1897 (477 amino acids)
Molecular function (GO): SH3 domain binding
Source: RefSeq, a predicted model, not a curated record